This is a messenger RNA of Neofelis nebulosa (Clouded leopard), 7091 nucleotides long. It is a transcript of the gene STX17, whose product is annotated as syntaxin 17. Gene Ontology annotation, molecular function: SNARE binding; SNAP receptor activity. The transcript has 8 exons. Gene Ontology annotation, biological process: intracellular protein transport; vesicle fusion; exocytosis. Lineage: Eukaryota; Metazoa; Chordata; Mammalia; Carnivora; Felidae. The coding region runs from base 152 to 1060 and encodes 302 amino acids. The record is from RefSeq and is a predicted model, not a curated record. Gene Ontology annotation, cellular component: plasma membrane; SNARE complex; endomembrane system.
AGGCUGCUUCGGGGGCAUCAGGCCCUGACCGGCUGGGCGCUGAACCCGCGCGCGCGCGAGAGGCGCCGGGUGGGAAGCCCGGCAUCAGGUUUUUCCAUGUGAGUGGGGAAGACAGUUGCUGCAAGCAGAAGUGACAUAACAUUUUUCUAGAAUGUCUGAAGAUGAAGAAAAAGUGAAAUUACGCCGUCUUGAACCAGCUAUCCAGAAAUUCAUUAAGAUAGUAAUCCCAACAGACCUGGAGAGGCUAAGAAAACACCAGAUAAAUAUUGAAAAGUAUCAAAGGUGCCGAAUCUGGGAUAAGUUGCAUGAAGAGCAUAUCAACGCAGGCCGUACAGUUCAGCAACUCCGUUCCAAUAUCCGAGAAAUGGAGAAACUUUGUUUGAAAGUCCGAAAGGAUGACCUAGUACUUCUGAAGAGAAUGAUAGACCCUGUUAAAGAAGAAGCAUCAACAGCAACAGCAGAAUUUCUUCAACUCCAUCUGGAAUCUGUAGAAGAACUUAAGAAACAAUUUAAUGAUGAAGAAACUUUAUUACAACCUUCUUUGACCAGAUCCAUGACUGUUGGUGGAACAUUUCAUACUGCUGAGGCUGAAGAUGAUCCUCAGAAUAUGACUCAGGUAUAUGCGUUGCCUGAAAUUCCUCGAGAUCAAAAUGCUGCAGAAUCAUGGGAAAGCUUAGAAGCGGACUUAAUUGAACUUAGCCAACUGGUCACUGAUUUCUCUCUCCUAGUGAAUUCUCAGCAGGAGAAGAUUGACAGCAUUGAAGACCAUGUCAACAGAGCUGCUGUGAAUGUUGAAGAGGGAACCAAAAACUUGGGGAAGGCUGCAAAAUACAAGCUGGCAGCUCUGCCUGUGGCAGGUGCACUCAUCGGAGGAGUGGUGGGGGGUCCGAUUGGCCUCCUUGCAGGCUUCAAAGUGGCAGGAAUUGCAGCUGCACUUGGUGGUGGGGUGUUGGGCUUCACAGGUGGAAAACUGAUACAAAGAAAGAAACAGAAAAUGAUGGAGAAGCUCACUUCCAGCUGUCCAGAUCUCCCCAGCCAAACUGACAAAAAAUGCAGUUAGAACCCCAACUUCAGUCUUAUUGGCGCCAACGUGUCUAUCCUAAUGAGGACCUUUGCUGCUGUUGGACACUCAGUCAGUUUUGGAACAUGAUUAUAUCAAGAUAGUGGCUGUAGAUGUUCAAGUGGGAUUGAACUGUGAUAAGUGGAUAUAUUUUGUUGUUUGCUGGAGUGUUAAUGGAGAUGUUAGAGAUUGAGGAGCCUGGGAUGAGGGUGUGUAGUGUUGUCGGGUAAAGUUUAAAGACUGCCAAGGAGCAGAUUUUCUGCCUGGAAAUGUGAAAAUUGAGCUUACAACUCUGAUAAGGACUUGAGAUGUAUGGACAUGAUGGGUUAUGGAAGACUAGUUUAUUCUAUAACCCUGACUUGGAGACCCUAAGGUUAAGUAUCUUAUAAAUAUGUUUGUUUAUCUCCCAAACAUAGGAGAUUAUUUGGCCCAUUAACAAAGAAAAGAGUGGGGAGUUUAGGAGCCUUUCUUAUCAAAUAAGGAAGUCGGGAUCUCACGAGGGGGAACAGGUGAGCUACAUGGUGGAGUCCAUUUGGUGAACCUUAUUGCAGUUUGGUCACCUGUAUUUUCUGGUGACGGACACUAAUAGUGUCAGAAAAUGGAAAGAGAGGUGCAACUUCUCUUUCAGGUAACUUAAUUUGUGACACUGGCUUCUUCUCUGAACUCUUUCUGUCUCUCUUUAAAUAAAGAACACAGAAUCUCAAGUGGUAGGAGACUAUUAAGCCAGUCACUGAGCUUGCUCUGUCAGUCUGUCUCUUAACACCUCAAAGAUCCAGUGGCCUCUGCCUUCCCUCCCUUGUAAUUUUGAACAGUUCUUUGACUUGUGGGGUGAAUUCUACCCAUGUGUAAUGAGGACUUUUCUCAUAAUCUGCUUUCUUGUACUGUCUCCCAUCUCUGUUUCCUUCCAAUCAUCCUUACUUGUAACCUCUAGGUGAAAGAGAGAAAAAAAGGGAAGAGAAAUCUCCAAAUAUUUCCAACAUUGUUAGAGUUUGAGGUAAAAAAAAUAAUAAUAAUAAGCAGAAGGUAGGGGGGCACCAGAUCAUUUCUUAGGGACGUCUUACAAUUUCAAGAGACUGAUGUCCCUGCCACACAGGGACUCUCUGACCCUAAGUCUUUCUAGCUGGCCCUUGGAGGAGGGCUUUCUACCUCACUUCUGUUACUGCCAUCCUUUUCCCCAGGCUCUGCUGUCUCCUGUGCUUUCCUUUACUUUUCACAGCUGCUGUUUCUUCCCAAGAAUGGCGUUCUUGCCUGCCUUUUCUCACAUUCAAGAUGAUAGACAAAGCCUGGUGCCAAGACUCAGUCCUCACGAAGGAUUUGUGGUGCUAAUCCCAACAGAGCAAGCAUGGCCCAGCCUAACCUAGUGUCUGUCUUAUCAAAUAGCAAAGAGAUUUUAAAUUUGGGAGAAAAGAAUUCAAAAUCACAGGUAGCCUCAUUCUGCACCCCCAACUCAUUUGAAAUAGGAAGGAACUGCCUUUUGCCUUAAUUUUUACUGUUUUCUGAGAGCAGAGGAAUGGGCACCUAUACCACCAAAUGUGUGAGCUCGGGAACCAGAUUCCUCAGGUGGUUGAAUGGUUUAUCACUUCUCUCUUGUUGAGUUUACUCUUAAUAAUUUUUAUUAAUUCUACCUUUUACUUCUUUGUCUAAUCUAAACAGACCUUUCUCUCUCCCACUUUCUUGACUGUCACUAAUGAAUCUUUUUUUUCCCCUUUUAUUUAAAUGCAAGUUAGUUAACAUAUAGUGUAAUAAUGGUUCAGGAGUAGAAUUAGUGAUUCAUCACUUUACAUCCCACUCACCAAUGAAUUCUAAUGAAGAGAAAGCACCAUUUCUUACUGUCAUUCAACAACUGGAAAAUAUCAAGUAUUGCUAACUGUUGACUUGUACCUUUAGUAUAAUGCCAAGAAGGAAAUGCUUUGAAUAAGUGUUGGAUUCUAAUCCAGUAUUUGAUAUUAGAUUCCUGUAAGGUUGGGAUAUUUGGAACUCCACCUUUUUAAAUAUUUUCUGAUCCUCGCUGUCCCUUUAACAGAGGGUAUUCAAACCAGAAUGAGGAUCAGAAUCACCCAGGGUCCUUGUUUAAAACAAGAUUGCUAAACUUCAGUCCCAUAGGUACUUCUAAUAAUGACCAAUCUGGCCUGGCCAGCCAAAAUUACAAAUUUAAGGUAGAGUUACAUCAAGAUUGAGCUGUAUCAUUGAGUUCUGUAAUUUCUAGUAUUCUGCCCUUCAUUGUGGCCCAGUCUUCAUCUCGACAUAUUACUCCCACUCUGCCAACCCGCACUUGGCUAUGCGUUUUAAGCCCACCUGCUGAACAGCACCAGGGACUAGUUUUACACUGGGGCUGGAGGAGGGAGGAGGCCUGUAACUGAAGCUCACAUUUCGUCUGGGGAUCUCAUUUAUACUCCCACUGCAUGUUCCUAUCAUAUAGACCUUUGGUUUUCAGUAGUCGUCAGGAUUGGAAUAUUACUCUAGCAGUCUUCAUGUUCAGGCAAGUUACAGCCCUUUUAAAAAGUUUUACAAUUUAAAAUUAUUUAGAAAUUGUAUCUAAUUUCCCCAUAAUAGAACUUAAUAGCUAACUUUUUGUAGGAAUUUCUUGAAGUGUUUAAUCAACCUAUAAAGUGUUUAGAGGUAUAAAUUAGACAAUAUGACACAGAAACCAAUCUUAAACUGAAUUUAAUGCCCUACAGUAUCAGAUUAAGUUCAUCUUCUCUGUGAUUCAUGUCUUAUUUUUACUAGAUCACAUUAGAAGAUAAGGGGCACUUUGAUUAAGUUCUUAACAUUUACAGAGGUACCAACUUCCAGUUAUAAAGAAGUCAUGGGUGAAAAGUACAGAAUGGGGGUGGGGAGAAUGUACUGAGGCUCAUUUGGAUAAAGGCAGUGCUCCUAAAGACUGUUUUUCCUGAAGACUUUUGUGAUGUAAUAACUUGAGAAUUUCUCUGUAGAGCAGAGACUUUGAAACUUUUUGGUUGUAACUCACAGUAAAAAAUGCAUUUAUAUCAAAACUCAGCAUAUGCAUAAUGGAGCAACAUUAUGUGUAGGGUACUCUGAUGCUUUUUAUUGUUUCAGUUUUUAAAAUAUGCUGGUUGCAACCUACCAAAUUGAUUUCAUAAUCUACCAAUGGAUUGUGACCCUUAGUUUGAAAAGAAGAAAACACCUUAUGGAGGAACUGAUAUUUAUUGAAUAUCUUUUGUUUUCCAGGCACUUCACUAGGCAUUUUACAGGUAAGGACACUGAGUCUCAGAGAUGUUACAUGAUUUGCAGGGGGGUAUUCAGCUGUAAAAAGUUGAAGCCAGGAUGUUCACUAGGUCUCUUGAACUACAAAAAUUUCUAUUACUCUCCUACUAUGCUACUUCUGUAUAUAAAAUUGAGGUAGGCCAUUCGUCCUGCUUCAGCCAAACCCCAAUUUAUUCUGUAAGGCAGGCUUGCUGUGAAUUUACAUAUGCCAUUCGUUUGCAGUGGGUUUUUUUUUUCCUAAUCUUUUGUCACAAAGUGUCCCACAUCCUCAGAGUUUUCAAUAGUGGCUGAUGCAGAAGUACCCAGUGCUGAAUUUGGUCCUUAGACUAUGAAAUUAAAAAUGUUUCCAUUCCACCUGCACAUCCUACAAAUUUUCUUGUAUUCCAUGGGUUAGAGCCAUCUCUUAAGCAGUGCUUUUUGAUAUUAACAAUGAACUCUACUGCAAAAUCUAUCAUAACUCAUAGAAUCAAAUGAUUACUCUCCUUUAAAAUGGUACCCUUGGGAGGCCACGCACUUACUGUAGUGAUGCUAGUAUUACUUAGAACAUUUUUGAAACUUUUCUUUUGAAAUCAUCUCCAAAGACAUUUUAUCAAACACAUAGAAAAGCCACCUCGGUGUUGAUUAGUCAUAAAUUACACUCCCUUGUCCUUAUGACCUUUCCUCUCUUCCUUUCUCAGUUUUGCUUUUCUUCUACUGGCUUAGCUCUCCUACCCACCUAUUCUGGAGCUAGUAACCUAAGGAUGCCCAGAAAGGGGGUGUGCUGGCCAGAGUUCCUGGAGCAAGAACUUUUAGUUUAUAUUGAUGCUGAAUGCUGCAAAGGGAGAAUCCUAUGAGUCCAAAAACCUUUCUCUGUGGGCUGCCUGCCUGCCUGUAAGUGUCCUACGUAGUUUGCACAGGAGUAAGGACUGAAUACUGGUAAUAUCAAUCACAGGAAGUUGAGGAAGCCUGAAAUAUACAUAAAUCAUGUAUAACAUUUUCCUCCAGUGAAAAACAGAAACCAAACCAACCUAUGCUUUGUGUUAACUUAAAACUGAAAGGUCUUUCUCAGGGCCCCCUUUGCCCUUCAUUGCUGCCACUUGAAAUCUGGGAGGAAGAAUGAUGAAAAGCUUGGGAAAAAGGUUCUCCUGUGAAAUGGACAUGUUCUUCUCUUGUAAUCAAGCAUAACAUGGCUUUGGCUCUCAGGUACUUAUGAAUGUUAGACAAUGUUCGUAAGUAGUCAGAGGAGUCCUAAAAGGUAGGAAAGCUUCCCCAGUAGCCUAAGAUAAUGUAAACAAUUGAGGUUCUGUUUGUGUUUUUAAACAACACUUCAUUUUGUUUCUAGCAAGUGGUUCUCACUAUUUAUAUUCAUUAAUUUGACACCAUUUUACAGAGAAACUUCUUGGGUAUUAUAAACAAUCAGUGGCAAAAUGUCCAUAUGUUAUCCACAUUGCCACCUUCGAAGAAAUUAUUUAUUUUUGGAGAUAAAAAAUAUUUAUGUGCAAAUUUAACAAAAGAAAUAAAUUGAAUAAAAAUGUAAAAAGGUGUCAGAGGCAAAUGAUUUACCCAAGAUCAAAGCUAGUUAGCACCACAGCUAGAAUUAUAACCAAGGUCUAAGAAAAAAAAUCCUCAAAGUAAUUUAACUGAGGUUUUGUUAUGUCAUAUUAAGUUGCCUGCUGAGGCUUAUGGACUUUCAGACCAGCUUUAACAUUCCAAAUCAGGCAAUAGCAAUAGUGAAAAGGAAAUUGGGUGGGGAAUCAGGAGAUCAGAGGCUAGUUUUGGCUUUGUCUCUUGCAUAGUAAGCUUUUUCUCAGGGGUGCCUGCCUUCUUCUGCUCCAGCCAGGGAUUCGCCAACCAUAAACCUUAGGGGUUAGUAACUUGACACUCUGCAUUCUUUAUAUAUAGCCACUUACUGGGUCUUGUCAAUUCUACUUUGAAUGUUAGUUGCAUCUACUUAUAAAUAUAUUCAUGGUCAUCACUCUAGUAAAAAACUGUAUUUCCAUACACCCCCUACCUCAUUUUCCCCAACUUUACAGCAUUCCUCACAUCACUGCCACAAGAGUGAGAACUAGGUCCGUCUUCCAUUUUUCUGCUGAUUGUCAGUGGCUCCACUGAAUACUUGAUAAAGUUCAGACCCCUUAGGUUGGCAUUCACAGCUUGCCAUAUUCCGGCCCCAGCUUUAUCUCUUCAAACUCAACUACUCCCCAUCUGACAAUGCCACUGAGAAUCAGACAUUCCACAAAAAUGAUUUUAAAGUUUUUCUUUGAAGUUACAAACUGGCAAUAAACUGUUUACAUUUGUCCAGACGGAAAUAAUUUCUGUAAUACUACAUUUUACAGAACUAGGUAGCCCAAAAGUUGUUUCUUAAGGAAAACCUUUUGUCCCCCCAGAAGGAAUUAUAUUCAGUUUCUUAAUCUCCAAAACAAUGUCAGUCCUGUUGACUGUGUAUGUCAUAGCCAAAGCGGGGGGUUUUUCUUCAGCAACAUAGAUACUCCAGGCUUGAAUGGACCAUUGUCCAGCUCCUUUGAGAAACUUGACUAAUAAAUAUUUGAGAAAAACAACUCAAGAGUACAUGUUAUUCGUACAUUUCUCAAGUACUUGAGAUUUUCUUGUAUUAUGGUUAAUCAUUAAAAAGAUGUUUACCUGGGUUUUAUUAAAUCUCCUAAACAUAGUUUCCAUUUUAUUGUUAAACCCUUGAUGUUAGCAAGGGUCAGCACAAGAAAAGGCCCAAUGGUGAGAAUUUCUACAAAUUCUGUAAAGCUUACUGAAUUCAUUAUGUUGUUGAGUGGUGCUUGUAUAAGAAAACAUGCAAUAAAAUUCAUUCAACAAA